Messenger RNA from Thlaspi arvense, 306 nucleotides. The record is from the annotation of a GenBank genome assembly. Lineage: Eukaryota; Viridiplantae; Streptophyta; Magnoliopsida; Brassicales; Brassicaceae.
AUGGGGAUGUACUCCAGCCUGUGGAACGCAGACGACUGGACCACGCAGGGAGGGCUGGUUAAGACUGAUUGGUCCAAGGCUCCGUUCACCGCUUACUGCAUUAACUUCAAAGGUGAUGCUUGUGUGGGAACUUCAUCUUCAUGCUCUUUUAAGACAUCUAGUUCUGGGCCCUCGUCGGAGGAGCUGGACGCAAGGGGAGGAAGAGGCUCAGGUGGGUUCAGAAGAAUUACAUCAUUUACAACUUAUGCACAGAUUUCAAGCGCUUCCCUAAUGGUCUACCACGGGAAUGCAGGAGUAAUUAAUUGA